Messenger RNA from Sphenostylis stenocarpa, 201 nucleotides. The record is from the annotation of a GenBank genome assembly. NCBI's taxonomy places the organism in Eukaryota, Viridiplantae, Streptophyta, Magnoliopsida, Fabales, Fabaceae.
AUGGUUGCGUUGGUAUGUUAUGCGUUUGGGAAGGUUCGGAGCGUGGAGUGUUGGGAAAAUGGUUACUUCAGUGGUCCGUACACUGAGCGGCAACACCUGGGACUGGGACUGGGACUGGUCACCUCAUUAAAUUACUGGAGGAUUCUUGAGAACGAACAAGCCAUGCUUCACAAGUCAAUCCAGGGAAAUGCCAACAACUGA